Molecule: messenger RNA, 758 nt
Organism: Egretta garzetta (little egret)
Lineage: Eukaryota; Metazoa; Chordata; Aves; Pelecaniformes; Ardeidae
Product: serine/arginine-rich splicing factor 7
Exons: 7
Biological process (GO): mRNA splicing, via spliceosome
Cellular component (GO): nuclear speck
Molecular function (GO): RNA binding; zinc ion binding
Source: RefSeq, a predicted model, not a curated record
CCGGCCCUGACAUGGCGUCCUUCCCGCCAGAGACCAAGGUGUACGUGGGGAACCUGGGCACAGGCGCGGGCAAAGGCGAGCUGGAGAGAGCCUUCAGCUACUACGGGCCCCUGAGAACCGUGUGGAUCGCGAGGAACCCGCCGGGGUUUGCCUUCGUGGAGUUUGAAGACCCGAGGGACGCUGAAGAUGCUGUGCUUGGCCUCGAUGGAAAGAUAAUAUGUGGCUCCAGGGUUAGAGUGGAAGUGUCAACAGGGAUGCCUCGUCGCUCCCGUUACGACAGGCCUCCUGCACGGCGCCCCUUUGACCCUAAUGACAGAUGCUAUGAGUGUGGUGAGAAAGGCCACUAUGCUUAUGAUUGUCACCGUUACAGUCGCCGAAGGAGGAGCAGGUCCCGGUCUAGAUCCCGUUCAAGGUCCCGAGGAAGAAGGUAUUCUCGGUCACGCAGUCGGAGUCGUGGUAGGAGAUCAAGGUCAGCUUCCUACCGCAGGUCCAGGUCAAUCUCUCCUCGUAGGUAUAGAUCAUUUUCACCCCGCAGAUCUCGGUCUGGUUCUUUAAGGAGAUCAAGAUCUAGGUCCAGAUCACGCUCAAGGUCCCGGUCUGUUGCAUGGCCUCGAAGCAGUCGCUCAAAGUCCAGAUCACCAUCUCCAAAGAGAAGUCACUCACCAUCAGGAAGCCCUUGAAGGAGUACAAGUCCUGAAAGAAUGGGUUCAAAUUUAAAAUGUUUAAGAAGAAAAUUUAUUUUGUUUACAUUAUUAUAA